Molecule: messenger RNA, 2056 nt
Organism: Octopus sinensis (East Asian common octopus)
Lineage: Eukaryota; Metazoa; Mollusca; Cephalopoda; Octopoda; Octopodidae
Product: zinc finger protein 239-like
Exons: 2
Coding region: 838-1875 (345 amino acids)
Biological process (GO): regulation of transcription by RNA polymerase II
Cellular component (GO): nucleus
Molecular function (GO): DNA-binding transcription activator activity, RNA polymerase II-specific; RNA polymerase II cis-regulatory region sequence-specific DNA binding
Source: RefSeq, a predicted model, not a curated record
AAAUGUUCAUCUAGGUGUUUAAUUCGCUUGCUUUAACAUUUUGUAAUUUUAUUUUUUGAUUGAUUAAAAAAAAAGGCGGGGCAUAAAGGAACCUUUAACAGCGAAUAUUAAAAUACCGUAUAGAUUAGCAGAAUACACUUGUUUGUGUGUGUGUAUAUUUUUAUUAUUGUGUUUAACGAACAAGACUAAGUGUAUUCAAUACGUUGCAGAGUUUAUUUAUUUGUACGAGGUGACGAUUCACUCGGAAUUUCUUUUUUGAUCCGAUCUUUCAGACGGUCACAAAACUCUGAGUACCGAUAUCAAGUCGUACGAGUAUAGUGUGUGAGAAAGUGGAUGUGUGUGUAUAUAUAUUUUCGCUCAUAGAAAUGUAGCAGCACUUCGGGAAAUGAGAACUUAUUGCAUUUUAACAUCGUUGAAUGGAUGCGAUUUUCUUUUAUUGAUGUUUUUUAGUUCCCCCGUUUAUCGUUAUUAAUACUUGCUUCCAAUUACAACCGCUUACCAGCAUCUCAUCGUUUGACAAUUCAAUCAGAACUUGUGAAAGGAGUAAUGUUUAUUUAUCUUUUGCAUUAGCAUCACAUUUAUUGUAGCAAUAAUAAUGCCUGUAGCAACUUUGUAAUUAGGUACUUGCUUAGCAGAUUAUAAGCCUUGUUUAUUUGUUUUUGUUAUCACUUAACACGUCAGUUAUCAUUAUCGUCAGUAUUGUAGUUAUGUUUAAUACCAUGGUCACCACGAGCAGCAGCAUGUUCUUCAUAACCAGCUUAACGCUCGUUUAUUUUUCCGUUUUUCUCAUUAGUUGGACAAAAAAAAAAUUAAUUCGGAAUCCCUGCUACAGAAGCCAUGAGUGAUGAUGGUGAACCUUUAGCUUAUGAAAGUAAUGGGGAAAAUAACCAAAUUACCGACUCUGUGAAGACAAGCACUUCAAAUGCCAUACACUGUUGCAAUGUUUGUGGUAAAUGCUUUGAGCAGAGAAGCUAUUUACAAAAACAUGUCAAAAUACAUACAGGAGAAUUGAUUAAUCAGUGUAGUGUGUGCCGAAUGGUUCUGUCAGAUAAGAGCAGUUUAAAGAGGCAUGUGAGGAUUCAUACAGGGGAGAAACCUUAUACUUGUGAGAUCUGUGGAAUGAGUUUCUCUCGAAAUGGUACUCUGAAAAGUCACACACGGACACAUACUAAAGAGACACCUUACUUCUGUAAGACCUGUGGGAAACGUUUUUCAGUCAAUAGCUCUCUCAACAGACAUAUGAAGACACAUUCUGAUAGCUUGCCUUACUGUUGUGAAGUGUGUGGUAUCUGUUUUGCUCAGAGCCGCUACCUGAAAAGACAUACUAAAAUACACACAGGUGAGACGGUUUAUAAUUGUGAGAUCUGUGGGAAGUCUUUCAGUCAAAAGUGUAAUCUUGAGACACAUAUGAGAAUACACAACGAUGAAACACCAUUUCUCUGUGUAAUUUGUGGGAAAAGCUUUUCUCUGAAUAGUACCUUAAAACGACAUUUAAUAACACAUUCAAAUGAAACUCCUUACCAUUGUGAAAUCUGUAAUAAAAGCUUCUCUCAAAAACGCUACUUGAGACGGCAUAGUCGUACUCACACAGGAGAAACACCCUACCGCUGUGAACUCUGCAAUAAAGGUUUCUCUCAGAAGAGUAACUUAGAAACACAUAUGAGGAUCCAUGAUGAUGAAACUCCUUACCAAUGCUUUAUUUGUGGCAGAAGCUUCUCUUUAAACAGUACCCUAAAACGACAUUUGUUUACACAUUCAGAAGAAACACCAUAUCAUUGUGAAUUCUGUGAUAAAAAAUUCUCUCAAAAUCGUUAUCUCAAAAAACAUCUUAAAACACAUUCAAAUAGUAAAGACUACAUAAACAAUAAAGAAUAAGAAGAUAAGGUUUGUCAAAUAGUUAAUGAUAACCAGGACAAAAAAUAUGAAGAAAUAUGGUUGGAAAAUAUGAAGAGAAAAAGGCAGUUGAUGAAGUGCUAUGUAAAAAAAGAAAUCUAUCAGCAUGGAAAAAGUAAUAUGUAACAGGCUUUCAAUACAGUAAUGUUGUGAAGAGUUUCAA